Messenger RNA from Mustela lutreola (European mink), 807 nucleotides. Its product is annotated as large ribosomal subunit protein eL22-like. The record is from RefSeq and is a predicted model, not a curated record. NCBI's taxonomy places the organism in Eukaryota, Metazoa, Chordata, Mammalia, Carnivora, Mustelidae. The transcript has 3 exons. Gene Ontology annotation, molecular function: RNA binding; structural constituent of ribosome. Gene Ontology annotation, biological process: cytoplasmic translation. Bases 1 to 768 code for a protein of 255 amino acids. Gene Ontology annotation, cellular component: ribosome.
AUGACAGGUGAUUGGGGAUAUAGAGGAGAAAAAAUUAGAUUCCUGUCCUCAGAAAUUUUUGUCAAAAUGAGACAAAAUGUGAAGCUUGACAAAAUGAUAGCACGUGAAAGUUACCAGAAGAAAGGGAGUAAGUAUUCCUGUCCCCUCAAAGAUCCUUCUAACUGGACUAAGAAUCAAAUUGACAGGAAACAGAUCCACAGGAGAAAAUCAAAUUUUAUAGUUUAUGUACAGGGAAUCCGCACAGACAUGGGAAUUCCAAAGACAGUCAGGUAUCAGCAACCCAAGCAGCAAGCAGGGCUGGCCCCGGGACACGCGGCCCCUGGGCCCCCGCUUCAAGGCUGGGCACUUCAGAAAAAGCUCAUGGCGAAGGGGGGCAAAAAAAAGAAGCAAGUUCUGAAGUUUACCCUUGAUUGCACCCACCCUGUAGAAGAUGGAAUCAUGGAUGCGGCCAAUUUUGAGCAGUUUCUUCAGAAGAGAAUCAAAGUGAAUGGAAAAGCUGGAAAUCUCGGUGGAGGGGUGGUAACCAUUGAAAGGAGCAAAAGCAAGAUCCCUGUAACUUCCGAGGUGCCUUUUUCCAAAAGGUAUUUGAAAUAUCUGACCAAAAAGUACUUGAAGAAGAAUAACCUCCGCGACUGGCUGCGUGUGGUGGCCAACAGCAAGGAGAGCUACGAGCUACGCUACUUCCAGAUCAACCAGGACGAGGAGGAGGAGGAGGAGGAGGACGAGGAUUUGAAGUCCUGUGUCUGGGAUAUUUUGUAUAAUCUUUAAAUAAAAUCUAGGAAUCACCAAAAAAAAAAAAAAAAAAAA